UUUGUGACAGAAAUGUUUGCACUUUUAAAUACUUAAUUUGGCUUUUCAGACGUUCAUCGCUCAAAACAAAUAAUCGCUUCUUACUGGACACGAAUAGCUGAAAACUUAAUUGCGCAAUCCUAAAUGUAUAACAGGAAGUGGAUUAAAAAAAACCGCAAGCGUUGCGUUUUUUUACAGUCUGGUUGAGCUGCGUGAUCAUCUAGCUCUGUUACUGUACAAAUCAUGACACAGAGAAGUCCAUCUAUUGUUGUUGUUGGUGCUGGUGUUGCUGGACUCGCCGCAGCCAAGAAGCUGAGAGAGAACGGGUUCGAUGACGUCACUGUGCUGGAAGCCUCCGAGAAGGUCGGAGGAAGAGUAGCUACUGCAACCAUAGGUAAUGUAUGUGUUGAUACUGGUGCGCAAUACAUCCAUGGGGCAUCAGAAAAAAAUCCCAUAUACAAUCUAUUUAAAAAGUCCGACCUCCUAACCCAGGUCCCUGAGGAUGGGUCAGAAGUAUUUUACAAUAACAAGGGACACAAAGUGGAUGCAGAGGGGGCCUCACGUGUGUAUGAAGCAGGGGAGGGCAUACUCCGACACCAGGGCUCCAGCACUGGGAAGAGUUUGGGUGAGCACUUUGCCGAAAGAAUCAAGGGUGUGAUUGACAGCGUGCAAGACAUUGACGCGAAGAUAAGAAAGAGUGUUCUUGCAUUGGCUGGGAAGGACAUGUUGAUUGACAUUGGUGCUUCAAACCUUCAUAGCGUAUCCCUUGACUCCUGGAAGUACUAUAUCAAUAUGGGCGAGAGUAUCAAUGUUCCGGGGUUAAUGUUUCGACUGGUCGACAUGCUGUCGGAGGACUUUCCUAAGGACCGUCUGCUGUUAAAAAAGGAAGUGUGUAAGAUCAAAUGGGACGGAUCCUUUUCUGCUAACACUGAGGCUGGAGAAAAUGUCCGCCGCUAUCCCAUUAGUGUUGUCUGCGCAAAUGGAGAAGAGUUUCUGGCUGAUCAUGUCAUAGUCACCGUUUCACUUGGGUUUCUAAAGGCACAAGCACCAUGCCUAUUCUGCCCCUGUCUCCCGGCUGAGAAAAUGGAGGUCAUCGACAAGCUGUGUUUUGGCAAUAUUGCCAAGAUCUUCCUGGAGUACGAGCAGGCCUUUUGGGACAGUGAUGUUGGUAGUAUUGGGCUCAUUUAUGAAGACGCCAUCCCCGCCUCAAUCUCCAUCAAUAAAACUCAGUGGCUCAAUAACGUGCAGAGCUUUUCUGUCAUGAGGCCUAAAGAAAAGUUUGGCAAUAUCUUGAUCGGUUGGUGUCCAGGAGAAGUUGCUGACCUGGUUGAAACCAUGUCAGAAGAGGAACUCUCAUCUGCUAUCACAGCACAUCUCAGAAUGUUCUUAGGAAGACCAGAUAUUCCUCUGCCAAAGUCUGUACUUUGCACGAAGUGGCGCAGCAACAAAUUCGUAAAGGGUACCUACAGUUACAUCCCUGUUGGUGUUGACGCACAAGUUAUGGACACGUUGGCACAACCGCUGAUGGGCUGCCAGCAUCCUGAUAAAGGUUUUCAGGUCAUGUUUGCAGGGGAGGCGACAAUGAAGUCUUUAUAUGGCACUGUGCAUGGAGCUGUGCUUUCUGGAGAAAGAGAAGCAGAUAGAUUGGUGGCACAUUAUAAAAAGUCUCCACCGGCAUCCACUGCUUCAUCGGACAAACAAGUUUAGUCAAUUAAUAGCUCAUUACAACAAUAUAUAUAAAUCUUUAUACAGUGUUAUGCAAAGUAUAAAGUGUUCUUAGAGGUGUUUUACACCUUUAAUGUAUUUUUUUUUUUUUUUUGGUGUUGUACGUCUUGUGUUUUUAUAAGUUUGCAAGAUUUGUACUUAGUUAAUGUGUGCCCCCUUGUGGCAACAUAUGAAAUUGUAUUUGAAAGUGGUUUGAGACGAGUGCAGAAAAAUAAUAAAAAUACAUUUAAAUUGA
This is a messenger RNA of Paramisgurnus dabryanus, 1939 nucleotides long. RefSeq names its product polyamine oxidase (exo-N4-amino) 1 (gene paox1). NCBI's taxonomy places the organism in Eukaryota, Metazoa, Chordata, Actinopteri, Cypriniformes, Cobitidae. Gene Ontology annotation, molecular function: polyamine oxidase activity. Gene Ontology annotation, biological process: spermine catabolic process. The record is from RefSeq and is a predicted model, not a curated record.